Molecule: messenger RNA, 893 nt
Organism: Perkinsus marinus ATCC 50983
Lineage: Eukaryota; Perkinsozoa; Perkinsida; Perkinsidae
Product: eukaryotic translation initiation factor, putative
Exons: 5
Coding region: 28-783 (251 amino acids)
Biological process (GO): maturation of LSU-rRNA; maturation of 5.8S rRNA; assembly of large subunit precursor of preribosome
Cellular component (GO): preribosome, large subunit precursor; cytosol; nucleolus
Molecular function (GO): ribosomal large subunit binding
Source: RefSeq, a predicted model, not a curated record
AGUUCAGUCACUGUUUAUUACUAAAGAAUGGCAGUGAGGUGCGCCUUUGAGAACUCGAACGAAGUGGGCGUCUUCGCCAUGCUCACAAACUCUUACUGUAUUGUGGCCUUGGGAGGCAGUGAGAACUUUUACUCGGCUUUCGAAAGCGAGUUGAAGCCUCAUAUUCCUGUCGUUCACGCCACUAUCGGUGGCACGAGAAUCCCUGGUCGAGUAUGUGUUGGUAAUCGACACGGUUUAUUGGUGCCGAGCAUUACCACUGAUAAUGAAUUACAGCAUUUGAGAAAUGCGUUGCCCGAGAAUGUGAAGAUUCAACGAGUGGAGGAGCGGUUGUCGGCCCUUGGUAACUGUAUAGUAUGCAACGACUAUGUUGCCUUGGUACAUCCUGAUCUCGAUAGGGAGACAGAGGAGAUUAUCCAGGACGUACUACAGGUAGAAGUAUUCCGUGGUGCUGUAGCUGGUAACGUGUUGGUCGGCACUUACCUCACACUCACCAAUCAGGGAGGGUUGGUACAUCCGAAGACGACUGUUGAGGAGAUGGACGAACUCAGCCAGCUCUUGCAGGUACCGUUGACUGCUGGUACGGUGAAUCGGGGGUCUGAUUCGGUCGGUGCCGGGAUGGUAGCCAACGAUUGGGCUGCUUUCUGUGGGAUGGACACUACUGCCACUGAAGUUGCUGUGAUUGAAAGCAUCUUCAAACUCCAACAAUUCACCAAGGAGGAGCCUGGCAAGGAGGGUGCUAGCAUGGCUGAUGUUAAUAAAUCUAUCAUAGAUAACUACGCCUAAGUCACCUUACAAUUAUCAUCAGUGACGUCGUCCUUCCUAUUGCCUCUUAUUCCCUAUCAAACUCUGUAUGGUUACUGCCUGUUGUUACGUAAUCAGCAGUUUAAGGCAGU